Messenger RNA from Pieris rapae (cabbage white), 3691 nucleotides. It is a transcript of the gene Glut1, whose product is annotated as glucose transporter type 1. Gene Ontology annotation, biological process: monosaccharide transmembrane transport. The transcript has 16 exons. The coding region runs from base 448 to 2586 and encodes 712 amino acids. The record is from RefSeq and is a predicted model, not a curated record. Lineage: Eukaryota; Metazoa; Arthropoda; Insecta; Lepidoptera; Pieridae. Gene Ontology annotation, molecular function: hexose transmembrane transporter activity. Gene Ontology annotation, cellular component: membrane.
AGUGCGCACGUUGCUACAUACAGAGCUCGCCGGGGCGUCCACUCUCCCGCUGUAGUCAUGCGCGAAUCUUCUCUGCUAUCGCAUCGACCGAAAUAAGAGUUGGAUUAAACGCGCGUUUGUCGCGGUCGAGCUCGGCGGUCUCGGCAGAUUUACGUACACGCCCCGCCGCCGCCGCCGCCGGGUCUGGCUGGACUAUCCUCCAUGUGUGACCGGAUUGCCUACAAAAAAUCGAUUGGGGAAGGUGCUGCGGGCCGCGGUGUGGCUAUGGGCUGGAGCUAAUCGUUUCGGCUAGGUGGAUGUGGAGUGGCGAAUUUCCGAAUAACUUACACCCCCGUCUGCGGCACCAGCGUUAGUUCAAGGAAAUACCAUCAGACACAAUGUCGUCGAAUAAAUUGACAUCGCUCGUAGUCAAAUGACAAUAACUAGAAUAAAGUGCCGGGAGCGCUCAUGAGACAGUCGUGCCAUCGUCUGCUUGAGCACCAACAGGCCGGGGGAGACGAACCCCCGCUUUACUCACCAAUAGACCAAAUUUCAGUGGUACCGGAACAUGUGGGCCGCGAGGCCGGCGGCAAGCUGACACGAUAUGCGCCGACGGAGGAAGACGAGGCGACACUCAGGGAACUUCUUCUUAGCCUUCAGAGACAGGUGAGCGUGAUGAGUAUGAAUCUUUCCGCCAAGCUGGACGAGUUACAGCGUGGCGACCGACAGCUCGAGACCACGGUGGCUCUAUGCGAGAUCCGCACGCAACUCCAAGAACUCACCAAGAGUGUUGAAUCAUGUCAAAGCGAAGUAUCUGAGGUAAAACGAGACAUGGUUGCCAUCAAGCAAGAAUUGGAUACUGUACAGCAGGUGAAGGAAGAAAUCGAGGAGUUGCGAGAAUAUGUCGAUAGACUUGAAGAGCAUACUCAAAGGCGGAAGCUGAGACUUCUUGAGCAAGGCUUAACAUUCUUCCUGUCAUAUGCCAUCUUAGCCGCAGUCCUCGGUAUGCUGCAAUUCGGUUACAACACUGGCGUCAUCAACGCUCCUGGCAGAAACAUCGAAAACUUUAUGAAAGACGUUUACAAGGACCGUUACGGCAAGGAUAUCCAGGAUGAUGCCGUCAAUACAUUGUAUUCCAUCGCAGUGAGCAUCUUUGCAAUUGGUGGAAUGCUUGGCGGUUUCUCGGGUGGAAUGAUCGCAAAUCGAUUUGGAAGGAAAGGUGGAUUAUUGCUCAAUAACAUUCUUGGUAUUAGCGGCGCGAGUCUUAUGGGAUUCACAAAGAUAUCGCAUUGCUAUGAAAUGCUGUUCUUCGGUAGAUUCAUCAUUGGAGUCAAUUGCGGGCUAAAUACGUCAUUAGUGCCAAUGUACAUAUCUGAGAUUGCGCCCUUAAACCUUCGCGGUGGAUUGGGCACGGUAAAUCAGCUAGCUGUCACUGUAGGUUUGCUUCUAUCCCAAGUUCUUGGCAUCGAGCAAAUACUUGGCACCGAUGAGGGCUGGCCCAUACUUCUCGGUUUGGCGGUAUGCCCAGCUAUUUUGCAGCUUUUGCUCUUGCCUGCUUGUCCUGAAUCUCCUCGCUAUCUGCUUAUCACUCGCCAAUGGGAAGAGGAAGCACGACGGGCAUUGAGAAGAUUACGAGCUAGUAACCAAGUGGAAGAAGAUAUAGAGGAGAUGCGUGCUGAAGAAAGAGCUCAACAGGCAGAAGCAUCGAUAUCAAUGAGAGAGCUACUGUGUUCCCCUACUCUUCGCGCCCCACUGCUCAUUGGUGUCGUGAUGCAACUGUCGCAACAGCUUAGCGGAAUUAAUGCGGUGUUCUACUACUCAACGUCUCUGUUUACUUCUUCGGGGCUUACCGAAGAGUCAGCGAAGUUCGCAACAAUGGGUAUCGGGGCUAUAAUGGUAGGGAUGACCCUGGUCUCCUUACCACUCAUGGAUCGCACCGGACGCCGAACCCUUCAUCUUUACGGUCUUGGGGGAAUGUUUAUCUUCUCUAUAUUCAUCACCAUCUCAUUCCUUAUAAAGGAGUUUUUCGGCUAUGUACAGGAAAUGAUAGACUGGAUGAGCUACCUGUCCGUGGUGUCAACGCUCAGCUUCGUAGUGUUCUUCGCUGUGGGGCCUGGUUCAAUUCCUUGGUUAAUCACUGCCGAACUCUUCUCACAAGGACCUAGGCCGAGCGCAAUGGCAAUCGCUGUUUUAGUAAAUUGGAUGGCCAAUUUCGUAGUUGGAAUCGGCUUUCCGAGCAUGAAGGCCCUACUGGAAAACUAUACAUUCCUGCCUUUUAGUGUAUUCCUUGCAAUUUUUUGGAUAUUUACGUAUAAAAAAGUUCCUGAAACAAAAAACAAGACCUUUGAGGAGAUAUUAGCGUUGUUCCGAAAUUCAAAUGGCAGUGUCAGAACAGUCGUCGGCUGGCGGGGAAGCGGGUCGGCCACCACCGCCGCUGCCACCGCCGCGGUUCCCGACGCAGGGCAACGUCUGACAAUGGGAGACCACUGCGCGUGCGCCCCUCGUUGCGCCGAUCAAGGCCGCCGCCAACUUCUUGUUUCAUGGACUCAAGCGCCAAGCGGUAGGCCGUGCCUCUAUCACUACCACACAACAAAUGUUCUAAAUUGAUGUGAUUAGGUUAAUAAAACGAAACUAGUAUGUAAGUCACGGCGUAAAGUUAAUAUAGUACUUUAGUCUGUCAUUUUAUGACAUAAGAUAUAAAAGUGCAUACCUAGGUACCGUCGGUAUAAGAUGGUUCUUAUACCAUUUUCAAUGCAUCAAAAAAUUUUACUAAAUGAGAAUUUAAUUAAAAUAAAUUAAGAUGAAAAUGUUUCAAAUGAGAUUCGUAAUAUAAUCGAAAAGCAGGUUAUAUAAGGAAUACUAACUGCCAAGUAGAGUUCAUUUCACGAUUCCAUAACUAAAAUAUCACUGUAUCCACGGUUAAUAAGAACAUCCAGUCAGUUGCAGACAUAAAAAUAAGUAUUAAUAUUAAGUGAAAAAAUAUACAAUAACUAUAAACGAAGCCUAUCCUUCUUUUUGUAAAUGCCAUUUGGUUAUAUAUUUUACCAUAGACAAACUGGUUCCUCGUUUAACUAAAACUUGCGUUAUAAGAGACAAGCGUAUUUUAUAAAAACGCAAAAAUAUUAUUUAAGCUUUGGAUGAUUAAUCUAUAUUUGAAUAAAGCUACAGUGCGUAGGUAGUUGCGACUAAAUCAUAGUAAUGUAAGAUCACAAAAUGGGUAUCUCGGGUACAUUGACCUUAUUGGGAAAUGUAGUCACAUUGGGAACGUACCGUUGUUGGUACUAUAAUAUUAGUGACACGAGAUUAUGACUUACACACUAAUUGAAAAUUGUAUUGCAAUUUCAUUUGAAAGAAAAUAUCGAUCCCUAAUCAGGAAUUUUUAAAAUCGAUCUGUCAAGGGUAUCUUUUCUCCUACUUAAUGAAGAGAGAUAUUCAAAUUCUGUAGUAUAAAAUCUAUUAAGUUAAAAUGUGGCUUAUUAUUGAAGUUAUAUUUCUUUUGGCGCGAUGGAGAAAAAUUAUGAGAGAGGAUUUUUACGAUGCGCGCGCACACUAACACCGAAAUUCGACAUCGUAAAGUUAGGUCUAGGCGGCAUGGAGACCGAUAACUAAGUUCAAGUUGCAUAUUCUAGUAUUUUUAUAUUUAGAACACGUGUUUCGUAACAGUACAAUUAAACAGUGUGUAUAAAUAAAUAUUAUUGGUUUUUUUAAAUCA